Helianthus annuus (common sunflower) is the source of this 1399-nucleotide messenger RNA. Its product is annotated as probable prolyl 4-hydroxylase 10. Gene Ontology annotation, molecular function: L-ascorbic acid binding; procollagen-proline 4-dioxygenase activity; iron ion binding. The transcript has 7 exons. Gene Ontology annotation, cellular component: endoplasmic reticulum. The record is from RefSeq and is a predicted model, not a curated record. NCBI's taxonomy places the organism in Eukaryota, Viridiplantae, Streptophyta, Magnoliopsida, Asterales, Asteraceae. Gene Ontology annotation, biological process: peptidyl-proline hydroxylation to 4-hydroxy-L-proline. The coding region runs from base 322 to 1200 and encodes 292 amino acids.
UCCUUAACGUAUGAUAGAAAAUUAUAAUGUGAGUAAUUUUUUUUAUAACACGCGUGAUUAAGUUUUCCCCUACAUAUACUAAAGUGUGAGUUAAUAAUUUCUUAAAAACUAAAUCAAAUACAAGGUAUUUUUUUUUCCAUUUUCUCGGACAUUCGUACCGAUUUAUUACAUCACCGAACAGCGUUCCCGACUUUCCGUUGGCCGUUGCUAUUCUGAGUUCAUCAUCAAAAAUCAAUACAAAUUAUCGGUAACAUUCAUCGUUUUGAUCUUUUCAAACAUCAUUUCACCGUUCGGUUGGAUCAGAAUUCUACGGUUUCGGAAAUGGGGCCGAAAGGGAGAUUACACCCUCGGGGUCCAUCACGUAAAUCCUCAUCAUCAACGUUCAUCUUCUCAAUGCUGAUCAUCUGUUUGUUUUUCAUUUUGAUCCUUCUCGCUCUCGGAAUCCUUUCGAUUCCAACCAAUUCAAUCAAUUAUCCCAAAGCCAAUGAUCUCAGCUCCAUUGUUCAACAGGUUACCGACGCUGCCAGGAGUGAGGUCAGCGAUGGUAGAGUAGAUCACUGGGUUGAAGUCAUCUCGUGGGAGCCUAGAGCCGUCAUCUAUCAUAAUUUUCUGUCACAAGAAGAGUGUGACCAUCUAAUCAACACUGCUAAACCUCAUAUGAAAAAGUCAACUGUUGUUGAUAGUGAGACUGGCCAGAGCAAAGAUAGUAGGGUCCGAACAAGUUCCGGAACAUUUCUAACCAGGGGACAAGACGAAACGGUUCGGGCUAUUGAGAAAAGGAUUUCCGAGUUCACUUUCUUACCUGUAGAACAUGGUGAAGGACUUCAAGUUCUCCACUAUGAAAUUGGUCAGAAAUAUGAUUCUCACUAUGACUACUUUCUCGAUGAAUACAACACGAGGAAUGGCGGUCAACGGAUGGCUACCGUUCUCAUGUACCUAUCAGAUGUUGAAGAAGGGGGUGAGACGGUGUUCCCUUCCGCAAAGGGUAACAUUAGUGCUGUACCUUGGUGGGAUGAACUAUCCGAAUGCGGUAAAAAGGGGUUAUCUGUUAAACCAAAAAUGGGGGAUGCAUUACUUUUCUGGAGCAUGACACCAGAUGCAACUCCAGAUCCUUCAAGUUUGCAUGGCGGGUGCCCGGUUAUUAAAGGGGACAAGUGGUCUUCUACAAAAUGGAUCCGUGUGAACGAAUACAGGGUGUAAUAUUGGUUCAAAAGUCUUCACAUCUGACGACAACACUCAUCCUUUACAACAAUGUAAUUUCUUCUUCACAUCCACCAAUUUUGAUGUCCUUUAAAAUAUUGAGAUGUUCUUGUUUAUCCAUUCAAAAUAUAUUCCUUUGUUGUACUGAUUGUGAAUUUUUUUUAACUAUUUCCAUAUUUGGGAUUCCCAUUUUCGUGUU